Molecule: messenger RNA, 1723 nt
Organism: Spea bombifrons (plains spadefoot toad)
Lineage: Eukaryota; Metazoa; Chordata; Amphibia; Anura; Pelobatidae
Gene: MAB21L2
Product: mab-21 like 2
Exons: 1
Coding region: 550-1629 (359 amino acids)
Source: RefSeq, a predicted model, not a curated record
GCGGGUACAAGCAAACUGCUCACACACACCACAGGCAGUGAGCGGACGGUGCCACCCCUGCCACAGCCCGGUACUCAUCGGAGUGCACCAAGAACACGGCUACACUCACCAAGGGAAACUUCCAAAGCUAAGGAUUGGCUGUGCACACAAGUCUGGCUACGCCUCCCUCCAAAAGGAAAGGGAAGAGACCCAUGCAGAGGGGCCAACUCACACUCAUGAUGCGGCAGUGACUUAGCUUUGGAUGCCGUUAUCGCUGCUGGUUAGUACAUCUCUACCCCCAUGCACACUCUGCACUGAUCGCCCGCCCGACGUGAGGUCACAACACUGAUCCACAGGGAGGACCAGAGCUUGACUCGGGAGGCAUUUUAUGCAAAGAUCAGCACUGCUAUUCACAACUCCCAGGCUCACGUGUGAUUAGCGCCCUCCAAAACUUGCAUCUCCCUCCGGGCUACGGCACUGAUCCCCGCGUGUAGCAAUAGAAGGGGCAAAGCAUUGGAUCCCUCAACGUACUGCGAACCCCCGGUGUACAGCCCGGACCUGUGCCCCAACAUGAUCGCCGCCCAGGCCAAGCUGGUCUACCAGCUGAACAAAUACUACACGGAGCGGUGCCAGGCCAGGAAGGCUGCCAUAGCCAAGACCAUCCGGGAGGUGUGCAAGGUGGUGUCCGACGUCCUGAAGGAGGUGGAGGUGCAGGAGCCCCGCUUCAUCAGCUCCCUCACCGAGAUAGACGCCAGGUACGAGGGGCUUGAGGUGGUAUCCCCUACAGAGUUCGAGGUGGUCCUCUACCUUAAUCAGAUGGGGGUGUUCAACUUCGUGGAUGACGGCUCCCUGCCGGGCUGCGCGGUGCUCAAGCUCAGUGAUGGCAGGAAGAGGAGCAUGUCCCUCUGGGUGGAGUUCAUCACGGCCUCCGGUUACCUCUCCGCCCGCAAGAUCCGCUCCCGUUUCCAGACGUUGGUGGCCCAGGCCGUGGACAAGUGCAGCUACCGGGACGUGGUGAAGAUGAUCGCCGACACCAGCGAGGUGAGGCUUCGCAUCCGGGAGCGCUACGUGGUGCAGAUCACCCCCGCCUUCAAGUGCACCGGCAUCUGGCCCCGCAGCGCGGCUCAGUGGCCCCUGCCCCACAUCCCAUGGCCGGGGCCCAACAGGGUAGCAGAGGUGAAGGCCGAGGGUUUCAACUUGCUGUCCAAAGAGUGCUACUCCCUGACCGGCAAGCAGAGCUCCGCGGAGAGCGAUGCCUGGGUGCUGCAGUUCGCCGAGGCCGAGAACCGCUUGCUGCUGGGGGGCUGCAGGAAUAAGUGCUUAUCCCUCCUGAAGACCCUGAGGGACAGACACCUGGAGCUGCCGGGGCAGCCCCUGAACAACUAUCACAUGAAGACCCUGCUGCUCUACGAGUGCGAGAAGCACCCCAGAGAGACCGACUGGGACGAAGCCUGUUUGGGGGACCGACUGAACGGCAUCCUCCUGCAGCUCAUCUCCUGCCUGCAAUGCCGCAGGUGCCCGCACUACUUCCUCCCCAACCUGGACCUCUUCCAGGGCAAGCCCCAUUCGGCGCUAGAGAGCGCAGCCAAGCAGACCUGGAGGCUGGCACGGGAGAUCCUCACCAACCCCAAGAGCCUGGACAAGUUAUGAGAACUAGGGGUACAUUCUGGACAAAAGGGACAUAUAGGACACGGCUUGGGAGAGACGAUGGGCAGGAGAAGCCCGACAUCCCAUGAAAUGAAAC